AUGGUACCGGAUAUGGAGCAGCCUUUACAGUCCUCAUGGCAGGAGUUUAGCGCCGAGGGCUUGACCCCAAAUGACUCGUUCCGCAUCGAUGUAGCCUGGGAUUCAGAUCUGCAAGACUUCUUGCAGAGCGUGCAGGACCAACUCCCUCAUGCAAGUAUCUCGCGCAUGCAACAUAUCAGCAUGGCCCUGCCGCGGUCUCUCAGGGCACGAACGCUCGACCUGCAGACCAAGGAUGGGUCGACAGGCUUGCAUCAUCGGGCAUUGCUGGUCGACUGCACGCUCCACGCUGAUGAGCUCCAGCUGAGCUUCCUGAUCGAUUCUGCAGCAGUCGACCCUCAAUUGAUCUACCACGUUUGCUGGCAGUAUGAAAACAUCCUUCGACGGCUUCUCUCAGCUGGGUCUGACAGGGGUCAACGCCUCUCAGAGUUUCGGGUCGUCAACAUGCACGAUCUGCGGGAGAUUUGGCGCUGGAACGCGGCAGUUCCGGAGAGGGUGGAUGGGCUUAUCCAUGACAUUUUUGCUGGCGUCGUGCGGGCUCAGCCAGAGUCGCCUGCCAUCUGCGCUCAUGACGGCGAGCUCACGUACGGUGAGCUGGACCGCCUCUCGACCCAUCUGGCACAUUUCCUCAUGAAGUAUGAUGUGAAAGACACUAUCGUGCCUUUACAUCUCGAGAAGUCCAUGUGGACGCCUGUGGCCCAAAUGGGAGUGAUGAAGGCAGGUGCAGCCUCCGUCGUGCUCGACGUCUCUCAGCCCAUAGAACGGCUUCGGACCAUCGUCCACCAGGUUAAUCCACGGCUGAUCUUGACAUCUGCCGAGAAUGAGACCGUCACCCGUCACCUAUCGACCAAGCACGUUAUGGUCGUUGGAAAGGCCGCAUUCACCCAGCUUCCUCAGGCCGAAGCUGAGUUCGAACUCCCCACGGUGGCGCCGUCCGCCCGGCUAUAUAUCGUCUUCACGUCGGGGAGCACAGGAGUGCCCAAGGGGGCUAUCAUCACACACUCCAACUUUGCCAGCGCCAUCCGGCACCAGCAGAAAUGCCUUCAAUUCCGAGCCGGACAGAGGGUGUUCGAUUUUGCGUCGUAUGCAUUUGACGUGGCUUGGUCCAACUUCCUCCACACCAUCACCGCUGGUGGCUGUCUGUGCAUCCCAUCUGACCAGGAGCGGAAGCAAGACAUCCCGGCCGCCCUGUGGAAGUAUGGGGCUGAGUAUGCCCAUUUGACCCCGUCGGUGACCUGGUUUGCUGCCGAGGAUCUGCCCGAUAGCAUCCAGUGCCUGCAAUUCAGUGGCGAGGAGCUGAAGGCGUCACUAGUUCAAACCUUUCAUAAGAGAGCAGCCAUAAUUAAUACAUACGGGCCAGCUGAGUGCUCGGUGACUAGUACGAUUCAGGCGGUUGAUACGUCCAUGGUGGACCGGAACCCUCCCAUCGGCCACGGCCUCGGCAGUUGCACCUGGGUGGUCAGUCUGGAUGGAACCCAGCUGGUGCCCAUUGGCACCGUCGGAGAGCUGUGGAUCGAAGGCCCUAUUGUGGGAGGGGGCUAUCUGAACGAUCCGAAGAAGACGGAGGCGGCAUUCAUCGAGGACCCAGGUUGGUUACUCCGUCGUGGCUUCACUACAACCCAGGCGGGUCGACGAGGUCGCCUCUACCGCACAGGGGACCUCGUGCGCUAUAACCGCCAUGAUGGGUCUCUGUCGUUUGUCGGCCGCAAAGACUCUCAGGUCAAGAUCCGUGGGCAGCGGGUGGAGCUGGCGGACGUGGAGCAUCAUCUGCGCAACUGCCUGCCAUUCGAGCUCCAGAAGAAGCUGCAGGUCAUCGCCGAGGUCAUUGUCCCGCAAGGAAGCACAAAUCCCGCACUCGUGGCCUUGGUGAGCUCCCUUGAUGACACCAUUCACUCGGACGUGGCAACCCUCGUGCGCAAGGCUGCUGGGGUCUGGGACGAAAAGCUCGCAGAGUCAGUACCUACGUACAUGAUCCCCUCGGCCUACAUUCCCAUCGAGCGUUUUCCUAUGACAGCCACCGGGAAGACGGACCGCCGACGUCUCAGAGAAGCGGCCUCGAAGAUGUUCUGGGAGCACGCUAUAGAGAAUGGGGGCACAGAGCGGAUACAGCCCACGUCGAAAGAGGAACAGGACAUGCUCGAAGUCUGGAGCGAGGUGCUUAAUAUCCCCCCCAACAAGAUCUCCACCGACGCAGCCUUCACACGCCUGGGGGGAGACUCUAUCACCGCCAUGCAGGUCGUGUCUCGAUGCCGAGAGAGGAAACUCCACGUCACGGUCGCAGAUGUACUCAAGCUGCGCACCAUUCAAGCCCUGGCUGCUCAAAGGACAGCCAGAAGUCCCACCACUGCCAUCGUGGCCAGCGAGGAUGAUGCCGAAGGUCGGCCCUGGCCGCUCUCUCCCAUGCAACAGCUGUUCUUCGACGCACACCCCGCCGGUCUGAACCACUACACCCAGAGCUUUCUGCUCCGCAUCACCCGCCCCGUGAACUUCCAUGCAUUGCGAGAGGCGUUGACAAUCAUCGUGCAGCGCCACGGCAUGCUUCGAGUCCGCUUCCAGCGAUGUAGGGACACUCAGGCAUGGGAACAAGUGGUGGUUCGGGCGGAGGAUAAUGCAUUUGUCGUCGUAGAACACCCAGCCAGUCCGGCUAGCGGCCUCGAGUCAGUCGUGCAGACUCGACAGGCGAGCCUUGAUCUCCAGCAGGGGCCCGUCUUUGCGGCCGAUCUAUUUUGCGGAAACGGAGAGGAGGACGCGAGCCUACUGCUCAGCGCGCACCACGUCGUCAUUGACCUCGUCUCAUGGCGCGUUAUCUGGCACGAAUUGGAAACGUGUCUGAGCCGAGGGCCGGCCAAGCUCCCACCGCCGCCUCUCUCCUUUCAGACUUGGUGCCGGCUGCAGCGUACCGAAGGCCAGAUGCUCGACCCGACUGCGGUGCUACCAUACCCAGUGGAGGCGGCUCAGAUGGCCUACUGGGCUCUGGACCCCGGAGAUAAUCGAUUCGCGGAAAGCGACCUCUACGAACAUACUAUCGAUGCGGAAACAACGGCCUUACUGCUGGGCCACAGCAAUCGCAGCCUGCGGACUGAGACCCUCGACAUACUUGUCGGCGCCCUAGUGCACUCCUUCCGCCAGGCCUUUCCGGACCGCACCGCGCCAGUCGUCUUCCUGGAGGGACAUGGCCGAGAGCCGCUGAUGGGCACCGACGUGGACCUUGCCGAGACGGUGGGCUGGUUCACCACCCUUCACCCCGUCCCUGUUUCCGGAUCAAGAUCCGACUCCCUUGUUGACAGUAUCCGCCAGGCCAAGGAUACGCGUGCACGGGCUCCCGGAAAAGGCCGGCCGUAUAUCGCCUGUCGCUAUCAUAGCGCCGCCGGACGCCAGGCCUUCGCCCAUCACCAGCCCGUAGAGCUGCUGCUCAACUACCGGGGCGUCUUCCAGCAGCUCGAAAGUGCCGGGACUCUGUUGCAGCGAGAAGACCGGCCGGAUCGAAUGGUGGCCAUAAGGGAGUUUGGAGAUGACUACCAGCGCAUGGCCCUCGUGGAAAUCAAUAUUGUUGUCGAGGCUGGCCGCGCACGCAUCUCGACGACUACACACCGGCGCAUGAGGCACCGGGGCCGACUGCACCGUUGGAUCCAACAUCUCUUCCCCGAUGCGCUUCAGGUCGCAUCCCAAGACCUCUUGGCUAACUCGCCAUCUCCCACUCUCUCCGACUUUCCCCUCUUGUCUAUCUCAUAUGCGGGUCUCGAGGCGCUGCUCACUGGUCAGCUGGCGGGACGGGGGAUUACAAUAGAGGCGGUUCGGGACAUUUACCCGUGCACGCCAGUCCAGCAAGGAAUCCUCCUCAGUGAGAAGAAGGGGGCAGCUUCGUAUCGGAAUAGCUGGGUGUGGCGUUGCUCGUCAGGGCUGGGGCCUUCGCCUACUGUCUCUCUGGAGCGUCUCAUAGUGGCCUGGAAGACAGCAGUCCGCAAACACAGUAUCUUCGCCACUGUCUUUGCGUCUCAUCCGGACACUGGGAGGGAUAUUCAGGUCCUCUUGGAAGUACAGAGUGACCGUCUGCCAAGCCCCGACGGGGAGGUCGCCUGUAGACUUGACAUGAGCCACGCUUUGAUCGAUGCUGCCUCCAUCCCAGUCCUGAUGCGAGAUCUGGCCACUGUGUACGCCGGGGGGCGCUGGGGGAACCGUCCUGAUCCUCCAGCCUUCAGCAACGUGGUGAGCCACGUCGAAGGCAGUCUGUCAUCCUCCAAGCGACUCACUUACUGGCAGGCUCAUUUGGAAGGCGCGCAGCAGUGCGAGCUUCUCGGUGACCUGCUCCCCGUGCACGCCCAUCGCGCGAACAGCUGUGAGCUAUACGGCCUCAUUCCUCUCCCCCAAGCCACCACAGCGGCCAUCUCCUCGUACUGCCGCAAGCAUGACGUUACCCGGGCCGUGUUCCUCGAGGUCGCCUGGGCAUUAGUUCUUGCGCAGUUCACGGGCAUGAAGGAGGUGUGCUUCGGGUAUGUCUGCUCCGGGCGCGACACGCCCGUGGAGGGCGUCGAGGCCAUAGUGGGCCCCUUGAUCAGCAUGCUCGUCGCGCGCAUCGACCUCAGUGUGCCGCAAUUGACGGAUGUUCUGCACGCAGUGGGUGAACAGUCGAUCGAGCACCUUAAUCACCAGCAUACCUCCCUCGCCGAGAUCCAGCACGCCAUGGGCAGACGCGGAGCACUAUUCAACACCGCCAUUACUGUGCGAGAGGCCCAUCGGUACGGCAGUGAUAAUGGGCUGCAACUCGAGGAGAUUCGAGAGGAGGACCCCCACGAGUUUGAUCUCCUGUUGAGUGCCACCUUGGACGGAGUCAAGACUGAUAUUAGUAUUCAAUACCGGGGAGACUACAUGAGCGUGGGACUUGCCAGCAUGAUUGCGGAAGCGCUGGAGUCAGCCAUCGUGUACCUUGUUGGGUGCCCGAAUGCUGAUGGCAGCAAGCGGUCGGUCUACGACUCGUAUUUCGAGCACAUCAGUGGUGACAUCGAUGAACGCUCAGCUAUCUCGCACUGGAACAGUCGGUUCGCAGGCCUGGAUGGUGUCACAUUCCCUCCUCUUCCCUCGCCGUCUUACCAGCCCAGAGUGGGCGCAGCGGUCCAGCAUAUGGUCCACGACAUCACUUGGCCAGGGUCAUAUAUGGCUGUUUCUCUGGUCCGAGCCGCGUGGGCGAGCGUGCAGGCAGCCCACACCAAUUCCGACGAUAUCUGCUUCGGGACACUAUCUUGCGAGGGGCCGCCGACUUCCCCAGAUAUGGCGACGGCGCCCCCCAUGCGAGUCAUGCUCGGUCGGGACGAAAAGGUCGUCGACCUGCUCGAGCGCCUCCAUACAGAGAGUACGCACAACGUGGAUUUGAACGUUCUGCGUAUCCAGCGGCUGGGCGAAGGCGCAGCUCGUGCCUGUCGCUUCCAAACCCUUCUCGCCAUCAUCACCCCCGGGCGAGAAAUGGUGCAUGACGACAAGCCCGUUGGGGAGAGCGAACAGAAUCUUCUCCCCUCGCGUCCACUGGCACUAACGAUCCAGUGCAUCCUAGGACAAUCGGACGUUCAACUCCGCGCAAACUUCGACCCCAAAGUGCUCCACCAUCACCUCGCCGCCAAGAUGCUGCGGCAAUUUGAAUGCGCACUCCGAUGGCUCAGCACACCAGCCCACGUCGGGUGUGAAAUUCGAGACGUGGAGACAGCAAGCGAACAGGAUCUUCGCAUGAUCUGGGCUUGGAAUCGAGUCGUACCUAAGUGCAGGAAUCUCUUGGUUCACGACCUGUUUGCUCGUGUCGUCCAGAGGCAGCCUGACGCUCCGGCGAUAUCGGCGUGGGAUGGGGAGCUUACGUACCAGGCGCUGGACGACCUGUCCACUCGACUGGCUCUCCAUCUCAUUGCGCUGGGGGUGAGACCGGGCAGGACCAUCCCCAUCUACAUGGAAAAGUCCAUGUGGGUGCCUGUUGCACAGCUAGCGGUGAUGAAAGCCGGCGGCGCGUCCGUCCUCCUCGACUCGACGCAGCCCUUUGAACGCGCCAGGUCAAUCGCCAGCCAGGUGCAGUCCAAUGUGGUCAUCUCCUCGCCUGCAAACCGGCUAUCAGUGUCAUCCCUUAACUCCCCAAAUUUGCUCAUCUUGGACUGGAGUCUCGUGAUAGCCCUCCCGUACAUGGGCUCAGGCGUGUCCUUGCCCCGAACAGCAGCCCCCUCGGAUCUGCUAUAUGUAGUCUUCACGUCAGGCAGUACCGGUGUGCCGAAGGGCGCCAUGAUCACCCACGAGAGCUUUGCCUCCGCAGCCCACUACCAACAACGUGCGCUAGGGUACGCCCCUGGCGUCCGGGUGUAUGACUUUGUGUCGUAUGCCUUCGACGUCACAUGGUCCAACAUGCUACACUCGCUCACGUCUGGGGCUUGUCUGUGCAUUCCGUCGGACGAGCAACGGAAAAACAACCUCCUCGGCUCGCUGCAGGCUAGCCACGCUACGCUGGUCGACCUCACCCCGUCAAUCUUGCGCCUGCUCCAGCCGCAACAGCUGCCCCAACUGCGCCGGGUCAUCCUGAGUGGUGAAUCAUUCAGCCAGGCGUCUCUCGGCGACUGGGCGAGCCACUCCGGGCUCCUGAACACCUAUGGGCCCGCCGAAUGCUCCGUCAAAGCAACCAUGGCGUCUGUUCGCGGGUCGUCGUGUGAGAACAAUAUCGGAUGUGGCGAGGGCCUUAUUACGUGGGUAGUGGACGCCAACAAUCCGGACAAGCUGGCACCGCUGGGGGCAGUGGGAGAGCUCUGGCUAGAGGGGCCCCUAGUCGGACAGGGCUAUCUCGGUGAUGUGGAGAAGACAGCCGCAGCCUUUGUGAAAGACCCCCCGUGGCUGCUGCGUGGGGGACCUGGCUGCGCCGGUCGUCGAGGCCGUCUCUACCGCACGGGGGAUAUGGUGCGAUAUGAAUGCAAUGGGGACAGUGGCACACUGACCUUCAUAGGCCGAAAGGAUUCGCAGAUCAAGAUCCGUGGCCAGCGGGUGGAGCUCGGCGAGAUCGAGCACCACGUACAGAACAGCCUUGUCAAAGAGGGGAGCACCCAGGCGCAGGUGCUGGCAGAUGUAGUGCAGCCGCGCGACAGCGCGCACCCUAUGCUGGUUGCGUUUGUCUGCAUCACUGAAGGAGACAAGUCCACCACACUGAAACUCACAGCCGGGCUCGACGACAAGUUGACAGACAAGUUGCCGGCGUACAUGAUCCCCACAGCAUAUAUCCCCGUCGACCACAUGCCAGUUGGCCCGACAGGCAAAACCGACCGCCGGCGGCUCCGGGAGAUGGGGGCUACGCUGACCCUCGAGCAGCUCUCUGAACUGCAGCCGCGGAGGAGCAGUGGUCGCAUUUCGAACUGCCGGGACACCUCGUCACCGACGGAGGCCCUGUUGCUGGAGACAUGGGCUGUCAUCUUGGAGGUGAACGCAAACCAUCUGUCACCACACGAUCACUUCCUCCGUGUCGGAGGCGACUCGAUUCUCGCAAUGCGGCUCGUCGGCGAAGCACGCGAACGCGGCAUGAGUCUGUCGGUGGCAGAUAUCUUCCGGUGGCCGCGGCUGGAGGACCUCGCGCGGGAGCUGGACAGCCGUUCGAAGGUGCUGCUCCAGCCCACUCAUAAGCAGGUGUCCGUGAAAUCCUUCUCCUUGCUGGGUGGAGACGUUGUCCCAGCGGAGAUUCAGGCGCAGGCGGCGUCCCUGUGUGGGAUUGAGACAGCCCAGGUGGAAGACGUAUUCCCUUGCACCCCUCUGCAGGCCGGACUACUGGCUGAGACGGUCCGACGGCCAGGAGAUAAUGUCCUAAGAGAGAAGUGGCGGUUGAAAAAGAGUGUCGACGUUGGCCGCGUGCGCGCCGCAUGGCAGAGGGUUGUCCGUGCAAACCCGAUUCUGAGGACGAGGAUUGUCGAUCUCGGUCAGAAAGGUCUCUUCCAGGUCAUUGUCCGCGAUCGUGAAGGCUGCGAGACGCGACAAGGUGCGUCAGCGCAGGACUUUGGUCUUGGCACGCCGUUGGUCUUGUACGAUAUAUCCGACUCGUGCUUCUCAUGGCGGAUUCAUCACGCUCUGUACGAUGGAUGGUCGAUGCCUCUCAUUUUCGACGCUCUGGACAGGAGCUACCGAUCGGAGACAAUUCCUGCCACCCCUCCUUUCCAAGCGUUCAUCAAGUAUGUCAAAAACGGCAGCCAAAUCCAGGCGGAGGAGUUCUGGCAGGAUCAGUUCCGCGAUUUUAACGCCCAGAAAUUUCCUGUUCUGCCUUCUCCAGCCUAUAGGCCAAAAUGUGAUGGGCGCUUGGAGCUGGACAUCGACGACGUGGCUUCGAAUGGCGAGUACACAGCAUCCACAAGGAUUCGACUGGCCUGGGCCAUCCUCCUGUCGACCAUCACCAACUCCGCAGAUGCCUCAUUCGGUGCCAUCGUGUCCGGCAGACAAGCUAACGUGCCGGGCAUUGAGCGCAUGACGGGGCCGACCAUGGCCACCGUGCCACUGCGAGUAGCGAUUGAUCGUUCAAAGGCUGUCAGAGACUUGCUGCAGCAAGUGCAAUUACAAGCCGCAGAGAUGAUGCCAUUCGAGCAAGUUGGCCUUCAGCAGAUCCGGCGUUUCAGCGAGGACUGUAGCCUUGGCUGCCAAUUCCAGUCGCUCAUGGUCAUUCAGUCUAGACUCGAGCAUGAUGCUAAAGACGCUCUGUUUGAGUCCGCGUCAGUGGCAACGGCCGCAGAUGAUGUUGACCCUUUCAAACUCUAUGCCAUCUGCCUGGAGUUCGUCCUCAAACCGAAUAGCAUCUGUUUGCGCGCCGACUAUGACUCUACGGUCGUGUCUCCAACACAGUUCCGCCGGCUUGCCGACAGAUUCAAACAUAUCUUCAUACAGCUUUCCUUGCCUCGGGUCCAGGCUCAGCCACUUUCUCUGCUCGAUACCAGCAGCCUGGGAGAUCUAGAGCAGAUCUGGCGCUGGAACGAUACUACCCUGGAGAGAUGCGGUGAAACAGUUCAUAAGAUCUUUAGCCAAGUCGCUGCGAAGCAGCCCGACGCUCCCGCAGUUUGCUCAUGGGACGGCAACUUCACAUACAGUCAAGUGGAGGAGAUGUCCACGCGCAUUGCCCAUGAACUUCUCCGCGCGGGCCUUCCGCAGAGCGGCCAGCGCAUCGUUCCCUUGAUCUUCGAAAAGUCAAAAUGGACAUCGGUAUGCCAAAUCGCAGUCAUGAAAGCCAAUGCGACCGCCGUUGCGCUCGACGCGACUCUUCCGGACGGCCGCGUGCAGACGGUAAUAGAUAUAGCCAAACCGCAAAUCAUCCUCGCUUCGGCGGCACAGGAAGCUCGAGCACGAGGUUUGGCCCCGUCGACUACUCGGGUCAUCGUCGUCAGUGACGCUCAGGAGCCGGCGUUCAUCCUUCCGGAAGAUGUGUAUCUGCCAGCGGUGGACCCGGAUACGUGGCUCUAUGUGGUCUUCACGUCCGGCUCAACGGGCAUUCCCAAAGGCGCAAUCAUCAGCCACUCGAAUUUUACCAGCGCGCUCAUGCACGGCCAAAAGGCACUGAAGUUCGGCCCGCAUACGCGUGCAUACGACUUCGUGUCGUACGCCUUCGACGUCUCGUGGCUCAAUGUGCUGUAUACUCUUUGCGCCGGUGGAUGUCUCUGCGUCCCAUCCCAGUAUGAGAUCCAAAACGAGCCCAGGGAGGCCAUUGCUCGCAGACGGGCGAACACCGCAUUCAUCACCCCGACAGUUGGCAAAUUGCUACAUGGAGCCGAUCUGCAAGUCAUCAACUACGGGGGUGAAAACCUUCCGCGCGACGAGAUUCAUUACUGGAAAGACCGCACUCAAAUCAUCCACUCCUAUGGCCCGUCCGAAUGCACACCCAUCUCGAUUUCGCACCUUCUCGAUCCCGCACGCAGUCGGGUGAUCAUUGGCAAAGGCCUCGGCGUCCGAACGUGGAUCGUAGAACCAGAGCACGGCCACUCACUGGCCGCCAUCGGCGACAUUGGCGAGCUGUGGCUGGAAGGGCCUCUGGUCGGCCAGGGGUAUCUAUAUGAGCCAGAGAAAACAGCGGCAUCAUUCGUCGAGGAUCCGGAAUGGCUGGUUCAGGGCGGCCCCGGCUUUGCCGGUCGGCAGGGACGACUGUAUCGGACUGGAGAUCUGGUGCGCUACGAAGAAGACGGCAACCUGGAAUUUAUCGGACGGAAGGAUGCCCAGAUCAAGAUCCGCGGACAGCGCGUGGAGCUGGAAGAGAUUGGGCACCAUGUAUUUGAUGCAAUUACGGAGACGACCGUAUCCCAGGUCGUCGUGGAUAUCGUUAGGCUCGCGGACUCCGCUGAAUGGGCUCUUGUCGCCUUCAUCGAGCCGUCGAACAAGGGAAUUGUUUCUGGUACGCCGGAGGCGCGUGCAUAUACCCAGCACCUGGCUGCUUCCACCAAGGCUCGCCUAUCGGCCACAAUCCCAAGCUACAUGAUUCCGAAUGCCUACCUGCUGGUGGACAGCAUCCCAAACACGACGUCCGGGAAGGUCGACCGUGGCAAGCUGCGCAAGGCGGCGUCAUCCAUGGUCAAGGAGGAUCUUCUGCAGGUCAACAGCAUUAAGCGACGUGCCCCAGAGACGGCGGCGGAGAGGAAGCUCCAUACGCUUGUUGCACAGGUGCUCUCCUGGGAUCAAGAGUCAUUCGGAAUGGACAGCAACUUUAUCCAGCUUGGAGGUGACUCGAUCAGCGCCAUGAGACUGGCCUCGCUCGCGCGUGAGCAGGCGAUCUCGAUAACCGUCGCGGAUAUCCUGACGAAGCAGCGCAUCGCUGACCUUCUCGAGACGGACCGGGAAACUGCGCUCGAAAAUAUCACUGAAAAGCCACGCUUCGCCUUGCUAGAUGUGGCAGACCCGAGCGCUAUUGUCCAAGACCAAGUGAUGCCACACGUCCAAUCUGGUCACGGCAAGUUGGUGGACGUUCUGCCGGCAACAGACAUGCAGUCGACCUAUCUCAUGGACAACCUCCACGAGCCCCGGCGAUCCUGGUUCUACAGCUAUAUUGACUUCUCCCAGAUCCCCGAUAAGAACCAUCUCGUCCAGAGCUGUGAGCAAGUCGUGGCACAUUGCGAAAUCUACCGGACAGCGUUUGUUCGCUCCGGGGAUUCCUUCUUACAAGCCGUCUUUGAUUCCUGGGCGCCCACCAUCGACAUCGUUGACGAUGUUGAGUUUGUUGAAGCCACAUUUGAGAAGCUGGUAGAAGAAGAGGUGAAAACACCCGCUCCGCUGGGCGCUCCUUUAAUACGGUUCACGCUGCUUUGUGGGCGAAAUGGGAUAGCAAGGCUCAUUUUCAGCAAGUCGCACGCCAUCUACGAUGCAAUCAGCUUCAGCCAAACCCUGCAGAUAUUGGCUGAAGUCUACAACGGCUCGGCGCGUGAAAGUCGGCCCUUCAGCCACUACGUUCACCACAUUCAGUCACAUAGGAAAGACAGCUACGUAUACUGGCGCAAGACGCUCCAGAAUUCUUCAAUGACCAGGCUACCAUGCACGUUGACAGAUUCCACAAAAGAUGGCCCUCCUACCGUGCUGGAACGCUCUAUCCAGAUGCCAACCCCACCCUUCGGCAUCACGCAGGCUUCCCUCUUCACGCUAGCCUGCGCCUCCGCGCUCAGCUGCCUCACCGGCAGCAGCGACGUUAUCUUCGGCUGCGUAGUCUCCGGUCGAGCUAGUGUUCCGGCCGAGCUCCAGAAUGUCGUCGGGCCCUGCCUCAACCGUCUCCCGGUGCGCGUGCAAUUCGCCCCAGGUCAGACGAAGAUAGAGCGACUGGCGACGCUCCAAAAGCAGCAGGCAGAGGGCCUUGCGCAUGAGACGACGGGCCUGACCGACAUCGCCAAGUACUGCACCGACUGGCCGGCUGAUACCAAGGAAUUUGGCUGCUGGAUCCAGUACCAGAACGUGGACGAGGCGCCCAUGCUCGGUGUACCUGGUGCGGUGGGCAGGCUGGUACACAAAGAGAUGUGGCACAUUCCCGUUGCAGCGGACUUUUUGGAGAUUUUUGCUAUCCCGAGCGGUGAUGGAACGCUCACCGUGAGGUUAAUUGGAGGACUUGGAGCUGGCUGGGUUCGCAAUGCUUUCAGGCUUUAG
This is a messenger RNA of Aspergillus bombycis, 12090 nucleotides long. RefSeq lists its product as uncharacterized. The record is from RefSeq and is a predicted model, not a curated record. Gene Ontology annotation, cellular component: cytoplasm. The coding region runs from base 1 to 12090 and encodes 4029 amino acids. Lineage: Eukaryota; Fungi; Ascomycota; Eurotiomycetes; Eurotiales; Aspergillaceae. Gene Ontology annotation, biological process: amino acid activation for nonribosomal peptide biosynthetic process; secondary metabolite biosynthetic process. The transcript has 4 exons. Gene Ontology annotation, molecular function: catalytic activity; phosphopantetheine binding.